AUGGAGCAAUCACAAGGUAUGUGGGGGAAAUCAGUUAUACUGGAAGGGUCUACCUGGAUCAGCAGGAUCUUGGAGAGCUCUGCACUGAUGACUUGCUCCAGCAGAAGUCCUCACAUAUAUGAAAUACAAGGAGGGGGAUGGAGCAAGACAUUAAACCCUCCUGUGGUUUAAGGUAUUUAUGCAUAUAUAUUUUUGCGGUGUAAGUUACUUGGCAAUCCUUUGGGUGAUAAGUAACUAAUCAAUUUAAUCACAAAUAAAUAAAAAUACAUGUUUUGCUCCCCUCACUUUUGACUCUUGCCUUGUCCCCACUGGCAUGUGACCCUCAGAAGGGAAUGCAGCCCUUAGGCUCAAAAAGAAGAAGAAGGUGGCCCCCUUGUUUUAGUGCUUGAGCUUUGCUUAUAUAGGCUGGCCAUAGCAUUUUUGGAUGGGGGCCAGCAGGAGUUGCCCUGUACUUUGUUGUAGGGAGAUUCCUUGGAAGGGGAUGGACUCUCCUUUGUUGGAGGUUUUCAGACAGGAGCUGAGUGACAAUAUGUCAGGGAUUCUUUAGCUGCGAUUCCUGCAUUGCAGGGGGUGGACUAGAUGACCCUUGGAACAAACUCUAUCGUUCUAUGAAUUCUAUGAGUCUAUGAUCAGUGGCGGAGCUUCAUGCUCCAGCACCGGGGGGUGGAGAGCAGGCGGGGGUGGGGGUGGCGCGCUGCCUGCGGGGGCAUGGUGCCAAGCGUGGGGGGGCAGCCAUGACAGCACCCCACCGGGAUCAUGCUGCCGGGGGCGGUCCACUCCCCCUGCACUCCUCUUCCUCUGCUAGUGUCUAUGAUUGUGUCAAGUGAACUGGGGGGGGGGGGGGAGAAAUUGAGUGCUAAAUAGUUUAACAUUUAUCCAACCAUCCUGGUCUGCCAGUCCAUAAUAUCUGAUCUCCCCCCCCCCCCAAUUUCCCUUGGAUGUAAAUAAUUAAAGGUUUCACUUACACUUAAUGUGUUUUUCUGGUUUGUAGCUUUGUUAGACUUCAUGACCAGAGUUUGCUGACUGGGGAAAAAGGAGAUAGUGUACAUAUUCUGUAUAUACUGUUCUGUUGGAGAACUGCAUUGCAAAAUUCAGAGAACUGUGACUUUGAAGGCUACUUGUGUUGCAUUAUGCAUAUUGUUUCAGAAAGUGUGAUUUACACAGGUUUGCAUUAAAAUGUGAACCAAACUUGAUUUAUUUCUCCUUCCUUGGUUGCAUUUCUGAUUUUGAGGUAGAAACUGUCAGGGCAAGAGACUUGCCAAGUCAAUUAUAAUAGCCCACCAAGGGCCGAACUUCUGGGAAUGUAUCUGGAGGUUGGCCCUUUCCUGUUUGACUUCACCCCAGUCUUUGAUGACUGACUCUUUCUUAAGGAUUGCCAAGUCCAUGAAAUAUGCCCCUCUGUUCUUUGCUGGGUAGGCAAACACUUGUUUUCUUGCAGCCAUAAAAGCCUGUAAAAGGUUUCUAUGCCUGGACUUCUCUGCCUGGGUACAUGGAACUGACAAGCUUUAAUUAGCUGGUGAUGGCCAGUAAAAGGACUAAUAAUGUUGAGCGAGGAUUUGAGCUGCGGGAACUCUUCCGUCUCCCUCCCCCUGCCCCCAAUCCUAGCAUCUCUUCGUAAUUAGGUUUUAAUUUAAAGGAAGCAAAAGGGAAAGAAAGCCAUUCCAGCAUAUCGACAAUGUGUUGCUUGACAUUGCACAAAGAGACACUGUGGGAGGUGUGUUGAAAUAAAUAACAAGGCAGGCUCAAUUUGCAUAUAAUUUCAGCUGAGGAUUGUUUCUCUGUUACUGUGGGGCUUGAAAGUGAGCGAGAGAGUAAGAGAAGUGCUGCAAGAACAUUGGAAAAAUGGAAACAUAAAACACUGCCUUAUAUACCGAGUCAGUCCAUUAGUACAUCCAGCUCACUGUCAUCUACUCUGACUGGCAGUGACUCUUCAGAGUUCCAGGCAUUCCCAGCUCUAGCUGGGGAGAUGUCAGGGACUGAAUAGGAGUCUUUCUGCAUGCAAGGUGGAUGAUCUACAUACCACGAGCUAUGGCUCAUCUAGAAAGGUACAUAGAAAGUUGCCUUAUACUGAGCCAUCAAGCUCAGUCUUGCUUGCACUGAGUACCAAUGGUUUUUUUCAGGGAUUCAGACAGGGGACUCCCCAGCUUCAUAGAUGCUAGGGACUGAACCCAGGACCUUUUGCAUGCCAAGCAGGUGUUCUAUCACUGAACUACACUCCUUCAAACCAUUUUUGUUAUCAGCUACAUCAGAAAGCUGCAUCUGUUCAAAAGUGCAUAUGACUGAGUUGGGGUAGGGGACACCACUUUGCAGUGGCUCUCGUCCUACUUAGAUGGAUGUUUCAAGAGGGUGAUUCUUGAGGAUUGCCCAUCAGCCUUGUGGAGCCUUCAGCAUGGGGUUCCGCGGGGUUCAUUUGGAUUCCCUAUGCUGUUUAACAUCUACUUGUUGUCAGCAAUAUUCUGAUGACACGCAGCUUAACUUCUCCUUUACAUCCCCAGGUGAGGCAGUGGAAAUGCUGGACUAGUGUCUUGCCUCCGUCAUGGACUGGAUGAGAGCCAACAAAGUGAAGCUCAUUCCCCAUAAGACAGAAGCACUGUUAGGAAGAGGUUCUCUAGACUGGAUGGCUGGGUGGUUGCCUGCUCUUGAUGGGGUUACACUUUCUCUGAAGGAGCCUGUAUAUAGCUCAGGGGUCCUUCUGGAUCCUUUGCUGUCACUUGAGGCUCAGGUGCCUUCUAUCAGCUUUGCCUGGUGGCCUAGCUGUGCCCCUAUCUGGUCAGGGGUAGUCUAACUUCAGUUGCCUAUGCUCUGGUAACCCCUAGGUUAGAUUGCUGCAACAUGUUCUGAAGACUGUUCAGAAACUUCAGCUGAUGCAGAAUUCAGCUGCCAUGCAAGGCAUGACAAUUUGAGCAUAUUACACCAAUCCUGACCUGACUGUACUGGUUGCCAAUUAGUUUCUAGGCCCAGUUCAAAGCGCUGGUUUUGACCCAUAAAGCCUUAAAUGGCUCAGGACUGAAAUAUCUCAAGGAUCACCUCUGCCCAUAUGAACUGACCUGGACCCUGAGAUCAUCAUGUGAUGCCCUUCUUUGUGUGCCUUCUCCAUGAGAGGACCAGAGGGAAUGUAGCCAGAUCUGUUGCUUCUGACCCGUCCCACUACUGUCAUGUGGUCCCCUGAAACUUGUCUAUGAAGGAUUUCAGUCUUCAGGCUGAAAAAAGGCUCACUGGCACUGAUCUAAGCUGGGGGGAGGGGGGUUGAUGUUCCAGUUGUUGCUGGACUCCAAGUUCCAUUAGUGCAAAGCAGCAUUAUGGCUGAUUUUAAGGAUGAUCAGUGUUGUAACAUCUGUGGGUUGAGAAACUUGUGCAGAAACCUUUUGAAGCCUCCCAUGUGCCAAUUUUUUGGCUGUUUCCAGUAGUCUUUACUCACACACCAGUAAAAAGCUGCCAUGGAAGGGAGGGAGGAUAAUUGCAUCUUUAAGAAGGCAUUUGGGGGUGUCCUAUUAUGACAUUGCAAUGUUAUUAUAAGGUGGUCUUAUUUCUUUAAUGUGCAGUAAAUGGUUUCCUGAUGUAGUCGGUCAUUGAAGCUGGGUUCUACGUGCGUGCGUUAUCUAUUGCCUGUAUUCCAUAAUGGUUUAGAAUCCUGUUGUUGCCGCUGGUGGUUUUUUAAAAUAAUAAACUGGAACUUGUGUUUGUAAAAUAACAUUUUAAUUGUGAACUAUAUUAAGAAGCUCCUGAUAAAGCAAGGAAGAUAAUGAAAUAAGAUGAAACUACCCUGCAUUACAUUCAGCCAUUUUCUGUUGCUCCCCCCUUCCAGCCAUUAAUAAAAUUCAGGCUCUUUAUUUUCUGAAAUUUCCAUACAUCAAGGGUGAGGAACUCAUGGCCCUCCAGAUGUUGGUAGACUAUAACUUCUACCAUUCAUUCUGGCUGGUCAUUCUGGCUGGGGCAGAUGGGAGUUGUAGUCCAAUGUGAGCCAACCCUGAUCUUUACAAAGAUGAUCUUUGGGGUCCAUUCCAACUCUACAAUUCUAUGAUUCUAUCGAGUGGGUUGUGAUGUAAGAAUGUAAGAAGAGAUUGUUGCAUCAAUCCCAUCUAGUUCAGCAUCCUGUUCUCAAAAUGGCCAACCAGAUGCUUGUAGGAAUCCCACAAGCAGAACCCAAGUGCAGUAACACUGUUUCCACCUGAGAUUCCCAGAAACUGGCAUUUGGAGGCAUACUGCCUGCAGGGGCGAAGGAAGGCUAACUGGCACCUGGGGCGGGGUGUUGGGGGUGGGGCAAACCGUCUGGCGGCACAUGCGCAGCGCUGCUACGUACAGCACAUGACGACGCUGCUACGUACGGCGCACGUGCCACCGGGCGGUUUGCUGACUGUGCCACUCACAGCUGCAGCAGCAGCAAGCAUCCUCCGCACAUGGUGGUGCAAUGGCAAUGGGGCAAGCCCCGCGGGGUGCCUUGUCAUUCCCCUCAAAGAUGGCACCUGGAGCAGCACGCCCCCCCAUCCCAUUCCUCCGCCACUGACUGCCUGUGACAGACAGUGCAAGUAGAACAUAGCCACCUUGUCUAGUGGGUAUUGAUAGCCUUAUCCUGUCUAAUCUUCUUUUAAAGCCAUCUGAGUUGAUGGCCCUCGGCAUCUUGUGGGGGACAAGUUCCAUAGUUUAACUAUGUGCUAUGUAAAUGACUGCUUUCCUUUGUCCUGAAUCAAGUGACAAUCAUACAGUGGGCAACACCUGUUGGAUGUUUUGUAAGAGAUGGAGGGGGGGGAGAGAAACAAAAAGUAAUAAAAGUUAGUCUCAUGUUAUAUUUUGGGGUUAAAGGUGGGCCCUAGGUCUGAAAAGGCUGAAGACUACAGGCUUAAUCUAGCCAUCUUAUUGGAGAUUUCCAAAUAGUUAUUUUAUCCACUUCUGCAUUGUAGAGACACAUUGAUCUCUCCUGUCUCUCAGUAGCUGCCCUUUCUAGCUGGUAGUAUUUGGGCAGCUGUCGAAGAUCAGGAGCUGGACACCAAGAGCUGAGAAGGUGAAGCUCAGAAGUCAAAGCUGGCCACAGACCUGGAAUAAACGAUGGCAAAAUGAAGAGGGGUUAGCUGGGAAUUUUGCCCCAGGGAGAAGCCUCCAGAGGGUGCCACUGAAGCUCUUAGCCUCCCAGGCAAUCUGCAAUGAGCCUGGGCUGCCUGUCCCCCCUCCAUCACUCUAAAGCACUUUCACUUGGGGCUUUUCUGACUCCCUCCUGUGACUCUGUGCUACUUGGCUGCAGGCGGCUGGCUCUCUCCGUCCCUCCAGGGCUCCUUGGCUGGGGCAGCUAUCCCCCCCCCCAUGUGGCUGCUCUGAUCUGUAAGUGUGCUGCUUCUCCCAGGGUGGAGUUGGGGUGGCAGAGAGAAUAAGGAAAUUAGAUGCAGAGAACUGGGAUUGGAAAGCAAGGGAGGUCUUUAUUUUCUGUUGCAACAGAAUUCCCUCCCCUUGUAAGGAGGACCCAGAACGAACAUGUAACAACUGUUAAAGUCUAUACAUGCAGUAUAUACAUGUAUAUACAGUAUAUAAAGUAUAUACAGUAUAUAAAGUAUAUACAUGCAGAAACCCUCCAACCAAUGUCUAAAAAAUAACUACUAAUUUACCAAUCACCCUAGAUAGGUAACAGAACCUUAGGAAAAUAUUAGGAUUGCAAUGGAAGGACACUUUCUACUAGGAAUUAGACUCUCAAAAAGCAUUUCUUCACCUUACAUGGAACCUAAAAUUACUCCAAAUGUAGAAUUGUAGAGUUGGAAGGGACCCAACUGUUAUGUACUGAGGUUCUCACUCUGGGCCCGCAGGGGGAUACUGUACAUAGUUUUCACUCGGGUCCACAUAUGCAAAUAAGGGAUUGAAAGUGAUGUUCAGUGAUUGGAUAGUUACAGAAAGUGGUUACUGUUGCGUUGUAGUGGAGCUCUAUAUAAGCAGGCUGGCUGAACCCUUCAGUUCAGUUCUGUUCUGGCCUGUGAAUAAACAAGAGCUGUUUGAAGAAUUGCUGUGUCGUCUGAUAUGUUCACCCACAACUUAACACUGGUGACGAGGAUGCGAUUGAUGGACAUCAGAGCACAGCCAGAUGUGGCCACCCUCUGAACUGAGCUGAAUCACUCAGCUGAAACACCGAGCGAAAUCACUGAACAGAACCAAUUCAGAGCUGACCGUUCCAUCCAUCACCCUCCACGCCGGGAUCGGAACCAUGGCUUCACUUGUGCCUCUACCGCCGUUUGUGGGAUGUGAAACACAAGAGCAGUCACGUACAACAUUCCUAGAGUGAACAUGUUUAGACAUGCAGAGGGAUGUUUGUCCAGCCACCAGGUAAACUUCCUGUUUCCCUCUGUGCUGGGACAGACUUCCUCUACAUGUGACUAGAGGUGGGUGUGGCCUCACCUGUGCAGGUAAUGAUAAAAGCACAGGGCAGGGCAGCCAUCUCUCUCUUCCAUCUCUUCCAUCUCUCUUAGACCACAUGCAUCGAAGAAGCAACAUCUACUGAGUGAAGAUGCCCUCUUGGCUCCCAGCCAAGAGAGGACAAAGGGACUGUCUUCUUGAGAGAUAGAUUCCAAGUGUAUGUUAUUUCACUAAGUCUAAGUCUGCCUUCUGGUAUCUGAUUGUGAACAGAAUGUGAGUAAACUCUUUUUAUACUUUUGUAAGAGACUGUGUUGUCUACUUUAUUUUAUGAGGGAAUAAGGGGAAAUUACCAGUAUAGUUAUUAUAGAGGCUUUAGCGAGCCUGAGCAAACGCUGCCGUUGCAAACUUAAAAUAAAGGGGAAUGUUUUACUCUGCUGAUAUUGGGAACUUGUUAACACAAGUUGGAUAAGGAUAUAAUCAGACAAUAUAUCCUCUCCUGCAUCCCUGAACAUUCCCACACCGUUUGCCCCAGCCUCUGAAUCAUGGGACUCCUACCUCGCUCGGUUCGACUGCUACCUCCAAGCCAACGAGCUGACAGAAGUAUCACAGGAGCAUAAGCGGGGCCUAUUCCUCAGCCUCUGUGGGCCUGAGGUGUUCAAGACGGCCCGAGCAUUGGUUGCACCUCUAGCAGUCCAGGCAGCGCCGUGGGACACGAUUCAAGAGAAGCUCCACAACCACUACGCGCCAAAGCCAUCCAAGAUUGCUGCCCGCCAUGCGUUCUACCACCAGAACCAGGCAGAGGGGGAGUCAAUUAACAACUACACCGCCGCCCUCCGACAGGCUGCAAUGCACUGCGAGUUCCGAGACUUAGACGAUGCCCUGAUGGAUCAAAUCGUCUGCGGGGUCCGGGACAUCCGUCUGCAAUGGUGUCUCCUUGCCAAGCCAGACCUCACGCUGCGGAAAGCCAUUGAGGAGGCCGUGGCCUUGGAAGCUGCUGAAGCAAGCCCGCGUCUUGCUAGGAAGCCAGUUCCAGUGCACCACGAAGAGGCCAGCAGUGAUGAGGCAUGCUCCAGUGAAAAUGAUGACGUGCACCAGACAAAGCGGGAGCGCAGGAAGUCCAAGGGCCGAUUGGAAUGUGCUGGCUGUGGAGGCAACCAUUCCUGUGCCAAGUGUCGAUUCAGAGACGCCAUCUGUCAGAAAUGUUCCAGAAGGGGCCACAUCGCUAAGGUCUGCCGAUCGGCUCCGUCCAACACCCCCUCUUCACCGACUUGCAAGUCCAAGUCUUCAGUCUGCCAAGGAAAGCUGUUUACUCUCACCAAUUGCCACUGCACUGCACUUUGGGUCAAUAUACAGGUAUGCCCAUCUCCUUUAGCCUUGAUCCACAAGUCACCCCCAUCAAGCUAAAGCCAUGCCAGGUUCCGUUUGCUCUCAAAGCUAAGGUGGACGAACAACUGGACAAGCCCAAGGAGUUUUGGAGCUGGUUGACCAUGCUGUGGGAAAUGGGAAACGCCCAUUGUCACACCUGUCAAGCCGGACGGGUCGGUGAGAAUCUGCACCGACUACAAGUGCACGAUCAACAAGGCACUUCAGCAGCACGCUUACCCGGUUCCUGUUGUCCAACACCUGCUGCAUUCCCUGGGUGAGGGUAAGGUCUUCGCUAAGCUGAACCUUGCCCAAGCCUAUCAACAACUGCCUGUUGACGAUGCCACCGCUGAAGCCCAGACGAUCACCACCCACCGAGGGGCAUUCUGUUGCCACCGUUUGCAGUUCGGGGUGAGUGUGGCUCCUGGCAUCUUCCAAAGCCUUAUAGAGCAUCUCCUGCAAGGGCUUCCGGGCAUGGUGCUGUAUUUUGACGACAUCUUGGUGUCCACAGAUUCACACCUGCAGCUGUUCGAGUGCCUCUGCGCCGUGCUGACCAGGUUCCAGGAGGCUGGGCUCAAAGUAAAGAGGGAGAAGUGCCAGAUCGCCGUUCCACAGGUGGAGUUCCUGGACUAUCUUAUCGACGCCUCUGGCCUUCACCCGACGACAUCCAAGAUCUGCGCUAUCCAGCAGGCCCCCAUUCCAAAGAACAAGACAGAGUUGCAGGCAUUCUAGGACUGCUGAACUUUUAUAACAUGUUCCUGCCCCACAAAGCGACGGUAGCCGAGCCUCUUCACCGACUCCUCAGCACGAAGAUACCUUGGUCCUGGGGUCAUUGGGAGAUGGCGGCCUUCAACGCGGUCAAGGCUCUCCUUUCAUUGGACAGUAUGCUGGUAAAGUGCAGUGAAGCCAGGCCGCUGGUCCUUGCCUGUGACACCUCACCUUUUGGCAUCGGCGCUGUCCUCAGUCACCGUUUUCCAGAUGGAAGAGAAGCACCACUUGCCUACUUUUCCAGGACGCUAUCUCCGACCGAACAGAAUUACAGUCAGCUCGACAAGGAGGCACUGGCACUUGUGGCUGGAGUGAAGAGGUUCCAUGAAUACCUCUAUGGCAGGACUUUCAAACUCAUCACCGACCACAAGCCUUCUCGCCGGUGAUCGACCAACUCCACUGAUCAACUCGCCGUGCAUGCUGCAAUGGACUGUUUUCCUGGCUGCCUACCACUACCAGCUCGUCCAUCACCCGGGGAAAUUGAUGGGCCGUGCUGACGCCCUCAGCCGUUGCACUCUUCCAGUGUUUGUGGAAGUCCCGGCUCUUGCUUCAUUCCUUGGUUCCAGCUGUUCGCAACCACACAACACAAACUCUUGGCACAUCGCGGCUGUCUGCUGUGGGGAGACCGCAUCGUGAUUCCCCAAAGACUCUGUCAAUGCAUCCUUGAGGUUCUGCACAUUGGCCACCCGGGAAUCAUCAAAAUGAAGGGUUGGCUCCGUGUUACGUCUGGUGGCCUAACAUGGAUGAUGCCAUCACUUCCUGGGUUUCCGCCUGUCAAGCAUGCCAAGAAUCGAGGCCUGCGCCACCGGCAGCUAAGGGACACACCUGGGAGAUGCCCAAGACACCCUGGUCAAGGGUGCACAUUGAUCUUGCCGGCCCCUUUCAUGGCCGGACCUUUAUGGUAGUGGUAGACGCCUAUUCCAAAUGGCUGGAGGUGGCCCUGAUGCCCUCCCCCACUACCGAGGCCAACAUCCGGGUGCUGCGAGGCCUCUUUUCAACGCAUGGGUGUCCUGAUGUCCUCGUCUCCAAUAACGGACCGCAGUUCACGUCAGGCACUUUUGAGCGGUACCUUUUGGCACUGGGUAUCCGCCAUGCCCUAACGGCACCAUUUUAUCCAUGCAGCAAAGGGCAAGCGGAGAGAAUGGUGCGCUCGGCAAAAGAGGCACUGGCAUGCCUGGACCGGGGAGACAGGCACGAGUGGGUCGCCAAAUACUUGUUCGUGCAACACAUCAACCCUCAUGCUGCCAUAGGGCGGAGUCCUGCCAAACUGCUUAUGGGCUGCCGCCUCAGGUCCCCGCUCAACCGGCUGCACCCGGACUUUGCCGUGGCUGAACCCCCAGGCUGUGCCAAUGUGCCACGGUCAUUUGUUCCAGGAAACCAGGUCUUUGCCCGGAACUUUGUGGGGGAUGUUCCUUGGGUGCCAGCCACAGUAGUGGGAGUCACUGGACCUCGCUCGUACCAGGUGGCACUCAAAAUUGGACGUUUGUGGUGCCUGCACAUAGACCAGCUUAGGCACAGGGUUGGGCACUUGGACUCUACCGCGGUGCCCGCAACUGUGCUCGUGGCUCCGAAACAGACACUUACAGAUGGCGGGGCUCCACCUGCCCCUCUCUCACAAACUGCAGGUGUGGAGCUGAACCAAGCUGCUUCAGAGUGUCUGCCAGACUUCCCACAGACUCAGACCACUGCCAUGCCUGACAUUCUACCAACUCCACUCACGGAGGUCCCACCCACAGCAGCAGAUCCAGGGGACUUGGUUUCAACACCACCUAGGGUCGCACCACAGCCUCAACAAGAAUCAGGCGCCCCCCCCCCCCGGACCUGGAUACCAGUCCCCGACUGUCUGGCAGAGUUUCCAAGCGUCCAACUUAUUUAA
Messenger RNA from Podarcis lilfordi (Lilford's wall lizard), 10336 nucleotides. The record is from the annotation of a GenBank genome assembly. Lineage: Eukaryota; Metazoa; Chordata; Lepidosauria; Squamata; Lacertidae.